CCGUACCAUCAAACCCAAUCGCCAUAUCCAAGCUAGCCAUGGCGUGCCGCCUGUGCGUUUUUCUGCUCCUGCUUGCCUUCGCCUUCACCUUCACCAACGCCGAUGAAGCAGCAGCUUCACGGCGGACGCUCCCGCCGAUCCCCUGCAUCCCGGGCCGGCCACGGCCCCCGUGGCUGCCACCCUGCACGCCGCCUUCCCCGCCGCCGCCGCAGCCAGCCGAGUGCUACACGUCGCUGUCGGGGCUGAUGCCGUGCGCGGGCUUCCUCACCACCGGCGGGGUGCCGCCGGCGCCCCCUACGAGCGCUUGCUGCAACGGCCUCCGGUCGCUCGUCACCGACGCGCCCAUAUGCCUGUGCCACGUCGUCAACGGCGACAUCAGCGAGCUCCUGCAUGCGCCCAUGAUACCGCGGCGCAUGGUGGAGCUCCCCCGCUUUUGCGCCGUCCCCUUCCCACGUGCCACGCUUCGCCAGUGCAUCAGGGGGCCUGUGCCACCGAUGAACCCUCCACCGUCGACUCCACCACCGGUGCCGGAGCCAACCCCAUCACCAUCGACUCCGCCGGAAGCGUCACCACCAGAGCCGCCAUCGACUCCACCGGAAGCGUCACCACCGGAACCACCAUCGACUCCGCCAGAAGCGUCACCACCGGAACCAUUGACUCCGCCAGAAGCCUCACCACCGGAACCGCCGUCGACUCCACCACCGGUGCCGGAGCCAACCCCAUCACCAUCGACUCCGCCAGCAGCAUCACCACCGGAGCCCCCAUCGACUCCACCGGAAGCGUCACCACCGGAACCGCCAUCAACUCCACCAGAAGCGCCACCACCGGAACCAUUGACUCCGCCAGAAGCCUCACCACCGGAACCGCCGUCGACUCCACCAUCGGUGCCGGAGCCAACCCCAUCACCAUCGACUCCGCCAGCAGCAUCACCACCGGAGCCGCCAUCGACUCCACCGGAAGCGUCACCACCAGAACCGCCAUCGACCCCGCCGGAAGCGUCACCACCGGAACCGCCGUCGACCCCGCCGGAAGCGUCACCACCGGAACCGCCGUCGACCCCGCCCGAAGCGUCACCACCGGAACCGCCGUCGACCCCGCCCGAAGCGUCACCACCGGAACCGCCGUCGACCCCGCCAGCAUCAUCACCACCGGAACCACCGUCAACCCCGCCAGCAACAUCACCACCUGAACCACCAGCAGCAUCGCCACCGGAACCGCCAUCGACUCCACCAGCGGCGUCACCACCAGAAUCACCCUCGGUUCCUCCACCAGAAUCACAAUCAACUCCACCUCCAACACCAGCGAUGGCGCCACCAGAAUCACCACCAUCGACUCCACCACCAGAAUCACCCUCGACCCCACCACGGACGCCACCAGAAUCACCACCCUCAACUCCACCACCAGAAUCACCCUCCACUACCCCACCACCGGAAUCACCAUCUGAUCCACCGCCGACGCCGGCCGCUACGUCACCGGAAUCACCGUCUGAUCCACCGGCUACUCCAUCCCCAUCAUCUUAAUUACGGCUAGUUUUUCACAAGUAGUAGUGGUCUAGUCAAAUUAGAUACGCGUUUUAGGAUUCUAGGCGUCGACCAUUGUUCCUAGUGUUCGCAUCGCAUGCAGCAGUGUGUUUUAGUUAUGAUGUAGUUGCGUACCUAUCAUAACUAUAAGUUUGUUAGAAGUAUCUAUAAUAAUAUUAUUUUGGAUCUGUCAUCCA
Sorghum bicolor (sorghum) is the source of this 1717-nucleotide messenger RNA. Its product is annotated as vegetative cell wall protein gp1. The coding region runs from base 39 to 1520 and encodes 493 amino acids. NCBI's taxonomy places the organism in Eukaryota, Viridiplantae, Streptophyta, Magnoliopsida, Poales, Poaceae. The transcript is spliced from 2 exons. The record is from RefSeq and is a predicted model, not a curated record.